CAUUUAUCAAACACCAUCCACACUACUUGCUUCAUUUGACUAAACCCCCAACAUCUCCCACACCUCUCUAACUCGGACAGUUGCUCGAUCUUUAACUCCUAGCGCUUAUAUAUAAAAACCAAGGCCACGGCCUUCUGCUCCCCAGUCUACUGCUGCUGCUUAUCGGGACAAGAACUCGAGAAGUCGGAAACAGAAAAAUGGUGUUCUUCUGUUUUCUGGUUGAUCAGACGCGGAAGGUGUCGAGGAGCAAGCCGGCGGCGGGGACGUGCACCAGGUGUGGCGGGGGAGCAAGCGUCGCGGAUAUGAAAACAGCGACGAGAUUUUGUUAUGUGCCGUUUUAUUGGAAGUCAUGGAGAGCUAUUGUUUGUACUUUCUGUGGAGCUGUUCUUCGAUCUUACAGAUAAAUGUUGCAUCGAUUCGGUUUAUUUUAUGAUAAAUUAGCUUCAAUUAUAAAUUCAAAAACUUUUUGAACAUCUUUAAUGUUGAUGCUGUAAUUAAGUUUGGAUUUCAA
Messenger RNA from Tripterygium wilfordii, 511 nucleotides. RefSeq lists its product as uncharacterized. The record is from RefSeq and is a predicted model, not a curated record. Lineage: Eukaryota; Viridiplantae; Streptophyta; Magnoliopsida; Celastrales; Celastraceae. The coding region runs from base 198 to 404 and encodes 68 amino acids. The transcript has a single exon.